Molecule: messenger RNA, 3393 nt
Organism: Hippocampus comes (tiger tail seahorse)
Lineage: Eukaryota; Metazoa; Chordata; Actinopteri; Syngnathiformes; Syngnathidae
Exons: 6
Coding region: 25-738 (237 amino acids)
Source: RefSeq, a predicted model, not a curated record
GUGCUAACCUGUAUUUUCUCUGUCAUGUCACAGGUGAAAGUGGAGGAGGAGGAUCAGCAGGUGAUCUGUAUCAAGGAGGAGCCAGAGGAGGCCCCGGAAGUUAUAUCCUGCUUACUGCUGGACAAUCAGUUGAACCGUGGCCAUCUGGCUCAGUCAGAGGUUUCGAUGUCUGCCGCACAGUGGUCAGGACUUCAGGCCAGCCAGAGAACAUGCUCCUCAGGUUUCAGCUCAGCUGGACCAAGCUCUUCCUAUGCCACGCCUCAGACAGCCUUUCCUGCCAUUGCCCCACUGCCUCCUGACACUUCACGGCAGAUGGUGCGGGGUCCGUGGAACAAGGACUUCAGCUUAUAUGAAGAGUACAAACUGCGGCGCAAUGAGCUACGCCGGCGAAGCCUUAAUCGACGGCGAGAGCUGGAAAAAACGCUGCCUCAGCCUCUGCUGGCCGAUCUGGUGAGUACGGGAGCGGCGAGAAAAGACCAGACUGAGGGUGGCCAGAUGGCGGGCAAAGCGGAAACUGCAGGCUUGUCUCAACCAGGUUCAGACUCAAGGUGGCGCAGUGGCUCUUUCCAAGGAUGGUUUCCCAGUCAGUGGUCCUCAGCAACACAAAGCAUCUGGUGCAUCCACUUCCAGUCCGCUCAACAAUGUGGUUAUCUCUGCAGUCACGAAUUUCCCAUUCGUCACGCCGACGUCGUCGUCCUCCCUGUUCCUGAGGGGCCCGAAUAUGGCCACACAGGUUGAUCAACACACGUCGAUGUCAGCAUCAAAUUCGUCUGCCACCUAUCCGCAGGUUAGCAUAUCGCAACAGAGCAAGUCUCUGAUGGACGCCAACGUCGAUUCAUGAAAAUCCAGGCUUAGCUACCAUUGUUUGUCUGGCAAUGGCACCCCGGACACUUCUUUAUGUGUAGUUUAAACACUGAAUGCCAUUCAUAUCCUGUUGCGCCGAACACAUUCACUUCACAAAGAUAAUUUGUAUCGUAGGGAUGGGGUGUUAGUCAAUUUUGAAAUGUAAAGUAAUGAAUAGGCAAUCCUGUAUUUUUUCAUUUCAAACAUUUUAUAUGGCAAAAAAUACAUUCAUUCUUUUUUUAAAAGUUAUUCGUCAGAAAUAUUUCCCAAGAAUUCUAACAAUUUAACAUGAGAUGCUUUGUUUAAAAAAAGAAAAAAGUUCCAGAAGAACAGCGCCCUCUCCUGGUUGCUGGCACUUAUUUUGCCUCCAUUGAGAUGACUUCAUAGACCAGAGACAGGCAACUGGCAACCCACGAGUGCACACUCAGAGUGGCCCUUGAUUCAUUUGUGAAAAUAAAUUGUUUACUGUAGCGAAAGAGUUUUAAGUUUUAGUGAAAGUGUUUGCCAUUGGAUAGGGCACCAUCAAACCGAAAACUGUCCUGUGCUUCUGUAUCAGAGAAGAAGAGAGGAGUGCUUUAUCUCCCGCAUUAGGUCAAAAAAUUGUGUCUUUCAGGUAAAAUAAGAAGCAGAUUUUAUGUUCACCCAAUUUAAACCAAAGUCCCUAGUUUGCUUAGAGAGACUAUUAGCCAUGAAAUUUUGCAACCUACAUUGCCACCACAACAUUGAUCUCAAGAGUACACAAAACGCCAUUCCCACCACCCACACACACGUGCAUGCACACAAAAAACGUUGACAGUUUGUUUUGAAGGCCAUUAGGAGUUACAAAAAUUCACAUUGAAAUCAAAUCACAGUAUGUGGUUGGUUUUGGUUUGCUUUAUUGCUUUGUAGUUGAUCAGUACAUUUGAGCAUGCAAGAUAUGAAGAUAUUCUUUUGUCUAUUGGUCUAAUAAAAAACAAAAAACAGAUAUGUACAUAUUUUUUGUCCAUAUUUAAAAUGGCAUUUUUGUCCAACAUCUGGUUUGUCAUACAUCUCGUUCUUUGUAACCCUCCAUUAGCGCUGACAAAAAAUUGGCCCCCCUCCAUCGUUUAAGUUGCCCAUCCCUGACAUAGAGUACAUAGACGCUAAACUUUACUUUCCUGUUGAAACAAGACCCACAAAUUUUAGAAAUGCUUCAAUGAAACUUUUAAGUCACCUUUAGCUCAGGUGACUCCUGACCAACUAUUCAGUAGGAGGAGCUAUAUAACCCACAGUCCUUCACGUCAACUAUAUUCACAGCAACAGACUACCAACAGACAUUGCGAAGACGCUCAAGUUUCACACUAUAGACUUAAAAAGUGCAGAACGCUAUAUAUGAAUUUGCAUCAAGAAAAGGCUUACGGAACAGUAGCGUUGCCUCAACAAUUGUAAGACUCACAUUCCAAUCCAUAGAGAAAAUAAAAGCUGUCAACUCUAAAUUUAAAAAGACAAAUUGUAAAGGAUUAAACUUUCAAUGAGAGGAAAAGGACAAAAAGAAAAAGCAAUGCUUACCAUUGCACAAUGACCAAUUUCAACCUGCUAUGCUUUCAGAUGUUUGAAUGGAAGCAACUUUUCUCUCUUUGAUUCAGUGACGCAUUCUUAACAAAGAUAGAGAAAAGGUUCGGAGAUUUGACUUUCUGAAUAGGCCCUCUGCCUUGAGAGCUGAAUUAUACAUCGUCAGUGCCGCCAUAUUGUAUGUGGUAUAGAUACAAUGAGCGAUCAAUGAAGAUGCCUCAUUCAUUUGGUGCCCGGUGAUGUGCACAUUGCAUCCGGAAAGUAGUCACAGUGCGAACGCACUUCACUUUUCCCGCAUUUUAUGUUACAGCCCAAUUUCAAAAUUGAAUUAAUUAUUAUACACAUUUUUCCUUCAAACAUAUACGUACAUUGACAACAUGAAACGUUAAAAAAUAUAUAUAUAUUUUUUGCUAAUUUAUUUUAAAAAAUAAAAUAAGAAAUCAUAUGUACAUAAAUAUACUUUUACUGGACCCUUGUCAAUGUAAUAGGCCCAUUUUCUUGGAAAUUUGUGUAGGCUGAAAAUGUGAGUUGCAUAUUUUUGGGGUGAUUGUGACUGGCCUGAAUUCACUGCUCGCUUAGCCUGUAGAUCUGAUUAAAACGUUGGGUGUUUCAAAUCUCGAGGAACUCAAUUUUCUAACAGAGUAUUACGUACGGGCAAGUAGACAAGGGGGUGAUGUAAAUCCCUUGGCUUGUUCUAAACAAAGCGAAACUGUACCGCAUUCGCUGGGCUGGAACUCAUCUGGCGAUCGGUAGGGAUGAAAUACAAAUUCCCAAAUAAUUAAUAAAUGUACUAUAAUUACAUCAUUUAUGCCCAUCCCUGAUAAUGUCGCACCUCUCUUCUUCACUUUGUGUCUUUGGUGAGCAUCGAAAACCUUCGAGUAUUGUUCAACUGUUAUCAGAUGCGCACACCGACUGUCAAAUGACUAACAUAAUUUUUUAGAUGAAAUGUGUGCAGAAACUAAACAUGUUAACUGUUUUGUGUAUUAUGUUGACUGAAUCCCAUUAAAAUGUGCUGUGCGA